Messenger RNA from Pseudomassariella vexata, 1341 nucleotides. Its product is annotated as aspartic peptidase domain-containing protein. Gene Ontology annotation, molecular function: aspartic-type endopeptidase activity. Gene Ontology annotation, biological process: proteolysis. The transcript has 3 exons. The coding region runs from base 1 to 1341 and encodes 446 amino acids. The record is from RefSeq and is a predicted model, not a curated record. NCBI's taxonomy places the organism in Eukaryota, Fungi, Ascomycota, Sordariomycetes, Amphisphaeriales, Pseudomassariaceae.
AUGGCUGGCAUCGCAAGCCUCUGUCUUGUGACCUUCUGGCUCGCCCUCUUCGGCCUUGUGGCUUCUAUCCCGGUCGCUGAUUCCUCUGGCCCGAUCCUGAAUCGUGGCCAGGAUGUGUUCUCCAUUCCUCUGGAGCACAAGAUCCCCGAGACGCGUCAACAUCCCUCCUUGGAGUACUACAAGACCCUCAGCAAGUACAAGAUUCCCAUCCCCGACCGUCUGGCAAAGGUUGUUUCGAAGCACCUCAAUCUGACCAAUUCACCAGAGGGAAGCAUUCCAGCAAUCCCCAUAGUGGGCGAUCUUGAGUGGCUCGCUCCGGCAAGCAUCGGCACGCCGCCCCAGCAGCUGUAUCUGGACUUCGACACGGGCUCUGCAGAUACCUGGGUCUUUUCCACCGACACCCUCAAGUCCAUGGUGCGAGGCCAGACGUUGUACGACCCCACCAAGUCAAAUACUGCAAUUCUGGUCCCCAACUGCACCUGGUCGAUCAUCUACGGCGACUUCUCCUCUUGCGAAGGCGUCGUGUACAAGGAUACAUUCAGCUUGGGAGCUGUAUCAAUCCCUAACAUGACGAUUGAGUCCGCCGAAUCGGUGUCAUCGUCCUUCGUCAGACGGAAGGAGAUGUCUGGGCUCGUGGGACUGGCCUGGUCAACUCUGAUAGAAACAGACCCACCCCAGCCGGGAUUCCUAGACUUCCUUCCUGGGGCCCUACGACAUCCGCUCUUCACGACCGACUUGAGACACAACAGCAGUAAAGGUUCUUGGAAUUUCGGGUACAUUGAUGACGAGCUGCAUGGUUCUGAUAUCGAGUACAUCGACAUUGACAACUCCGAUGGCUUCUGGUCCGUCAAGAUGAACGGCUUCGCUGUCGGAGGCUCACCCUUCCGCUAUGAGUUCAAUAGCCCCCCCACUGUCAUCCUCGACACCGGAACCACGCUGUUCUAUGCUCCGGACCAUGCCGUUGAUCAGUAUUUCCAGUCAGUGGCAGGCGCUAACUUCUCAUAUGAGGAAUUCGGCUACACCGUCCCGUGUAACUCGACUCCGCCAGACUUCACGUGGGAGCUCGGUGACGCCAGCGGAAACAUCAUCACAGGUACUAUACCUGGUGCUUACAUGAUCUACGCCAUGCUAGACGAGGGUCAAUGUUAUGCGGGCUUACAGAGUCUGGGCGGCUUCUCAUCUCUACAAGGCAUCUUCGGCGACGUAUUCCUGAAGUCGGGAUUCCAAGUGUGGGACGUGGGCAAGAAGCGCUUCGGGUCCGCGCCCAAGCUUCUGGACGUCGAUAUCAGCUUCGACACCAAGAUGCGUCAAUACCACAGCAGGAAGACUGUAUACUUGUGA